AGUUCAGACGACACGCCAGCUCACGCACACACCCACACCCACCGCCACCGUACCAACCAGCCAUGGCAAAGUUGGCUCUCGGCCACCACCGCGAGGCCGCUGACGCCGGCUGCGUCCGCGCGGUGCUCGCCGAGAUCAUCCUCACCUUCCUCUUCGUCUUCGCCGGCGUCGGAUCAGCCAUGGCGACCGGGAAGCUGGCCGGCGGCGCUGACUCCGUCGUGGGCCUGACGGCGGUGGCGCUGGCGCACACGCUGGUGGUGGCCGUCAUGGUGUCCGCGGGGCUCCACGUCUCCGGCGGCCACAUCAACCCGGCCGUCACGCUGGGCCUCGCCGUCACGGGCCGCAUCACGCUCUUCCGCUCCGCGCUCUACACCGCCGCCCAGCUCCUCGGCUCGGCCCUCGCCUGCCUCCUCCUCGCCUUCCUCACCGGCGGCGCGCCCACGCCCGUGCACGCGCUGGCGGCGGGCGUCGGCGCGCUCCAGGGCGUGCUCAUGGAGGUGGUGCUCACCUUCUCGCUGCUCUUUGCCGUGUACGCCACCGUCGUCGACCCUCGCCGCGCCGUGGGAGGGAUGGGCCCGCUGCUGGUGGGACUGGUGGUCGGCGCCAACGUGCUUGCCGGCGGGCCCUUCUCCGGCGCGUCCAUGAACCCCGCGCGCUCCUUCGGGCCGGCGCUCGCGGCCGGGGUCUGGGCCGACCACUGGGUCUACUGGGUCGGGCCGCUGAUUGGCGGGCCGCUCGCCGGGCUGGUCUACGACGGCCUGUUCAUGGCCCAGGGAGGCCACGAGCCGCUUCCAAGUGAUGACAACGACGACUUGUAGCUAGCAUCUGCAUCAGAUUCAGAUCAGGCAUUCUGUAUUUCUGUCUGUGUAAUUCAAGCUGGAUAUGUAAAAAGAAUUUCUCAAAGGAGGGGGUAAUUAUAUUUUA
Molecule: messenger RNA, 924 nt
Organism: Panicum hallii
Lineage: Eukaryota; Viridiplantae; Streptophyta; Magnoliopsida; Poales; Poaceae
Product: aquaporin TIP4-4
Exons: 2
Coding region: 63-818 (251 amino acids)
Biological process (GO): water transport; transmembrane transport
Cellular component (GO): membrane
Molecular function (GO): water channel activity
Source: RefSeq, a predicted model, not a curated record